This is a messenger RNA of Trematosphaeria pertusa, 703 nucleotides long. RefSeq lists its product as uncharacterized. The transcript has 3 exons. The record is from RefSeq and is a predicted model, not a curated record. Bases 141 to 638 code for a protein of 165 amino acids. Lineage: Eukaryota; Fungi; Ascomycota; Dothideomycetes; Pleosporales; Trematosphaeriaceae.
CCAUUAUGGAGCGGACGGUACAUAUCUGAGCGCUUUGGACGCCUUCGUCUAAUGUUCGAAUCGUUGAUUUCUGAAGGUAUGGUGUGGGUCCACGUGUAGAUAGCAGUCAGACAGGCACGGGUUCAGACUCGUCAUCAUUGAUGUUUUUCGCUCGCAAUGCUUGCAUUUUCCGUCAUUCUAUUCUCGCAAAUAAUCCGAUCGUCUGGAGUUCUCUUGUGAGAGGCCUCCAGAUGGUGCCCGAGACAGCCAGCCCUUCACUCGCGCCUUCCACGCAAACGCUCGAGCCCUCCAACGCCUUAGCAAACUCACCCUCACCGCGGCAUUCCCCGCCACAGUCACAUUCACCAGCAUUCUACGACGCUCCAGCUCCGCCUACUCACCGCAUCGUAAUACUUUAUCAGUGGCGAGGCCCGCUCGUUGCAUGUUCAAGCAAGUCUUCGGCUACAUUUUUUGCUGCCGCACCCGCACCCGCACCAACCCCAUGCCACCGAAACGCAAGGCAACCGCAUCCGACAAGGACGAUAAAGCAACCAUGUCUGCGCCAGCGAAGAAGACCAAAGCGAGUACGACGCCGUCGACCAAGAAGGGGAAGAAUCAGAGGGAUGAUGGCUAUAGCUCGCAGCAGAAGUCGGCGAUAAGCCAGUUCAUGAGUUUCGCAUCAACGGAUAGGAAUACGGCAAUACGGCAUCUGAAGAACGCUGGG